UUAUCUCCGCUCGUCAAUCCCGCCUCGCCAGCGUGUGCGGCCAGUGAGCCCCACCGUCGCAUCUUAAGGUCCCACCAACGCCACGUGCGCUGCACGUGUGCCAGAUGCAGCUUGGCACAAGCAAGACUGAGCGGUGGGAUUCGCUGUUGUCUCAGCAAGUGGCUCAAUGAAGACUGCAGCAGCAGGCCUGCACCCCACGGCCAUGCUGUAUGCUGUGCCCGCGCGGCAGCAGGCACAUGUGUGGGUGGUGGGGGGCGUGCUGGCGGGGGUGGUGUAUCUGCACUGCCACGCCAUGCACCGCCCCCUCCUCGCCCUCACUGCCGACGUGCUCCUUGUCCUCACCACCGCCGCCGCCCUGCUCGCCCUCCUCUCACGCGCCCUCAACCUCCC
Closterium sp. NIES-65 is the source of this 390-nucleotide messenger RNA. NCBI's taxonomy places the organism in Eukaryota, Viridiplantae, Streptophyta, Zygnematophyceae, Desmidiales, Closteriaceae. The record is from the annotation of a GenBank genome assembly.